This is a messenger RNA of Neurospora tetrasperma FGSC 2508, 210 nucleotides long. RefSeq lists its product as uncharacterized. The record is from RefSeq and is a predicted model, not a curated record. The annotation marks the transcript as partial. The transcript has 2 exons. NCBI's taxonomy places the organism in Eukaryota, Fungi, Ascomycota, Sordariomycetes, Sordariales, Sordariaceae.
AGUAGUAGUGUAAGCCCCUCAGGCCCCCUUCGGCUCCAGGUACGACGGAGACGGGGAAUUGCUGUCCUGGCCAGCCCGUCUCAGCCCGUGUCUGUCAACGUCGUCUACGGCAAAACUCAAAAUCCGCACCUAACAUCUGCCCAUGUAGUCUGCUAUGUACAUGCCAUGCCUCGCCGUACCAUGCCCAGACUCGGUUCAGGCAAGGCAGAC